GUAGUUCCUUGCAAUAAAUAUAAAAAUGUUCAAUUAUUUUCCGUUAAAUAAUCGAGUGUAUAUUUUCCUGUAUUAUAGUAUAGAAUUUUCUUAAUUUUAAUUUUAUAAAAUAUAUUGAUAGUUUGGUAUUUUUGAUUAAUUUUCUAUUAUUAUAUUAAUUUUUGCAUAAAAAAAUUGACAUAGGUGAUUCACAUUAAUAAAAAUAAACAUUUACGAUUACAUUUACGCUAUUGUAGAAAAGGUUUUAACGAUAAUAAGACAAACGCAUACAGCUAUUUAUUAUUUGUAUAAAACAAAGUGUACAAUUCGAUCACGAGGCAUUGAAAAUUGUUAUAACACGUUAAGUACAAUGUAUAACAAAUCAGUGUACUGAACAAGUAAAGGUCAUGUGCAUAAGAUUAAUAACGCUAAUUGUAAGAAUGCACGCGAGGCCAGCUCAUAGAAGCAUACUUUGCAGUUUGAGAGUAGCAGUGGACCUGACCAAGCCUUCUGACGAGCAUAUCACGUUAAAAGUGUAUUAGGAAAUAACACGUGUGUUAUUGAAGAUUACCGAAUACGCAUUAAGGUUAAACACGGUGAAUCGAUCAGUCGUACCGGCACGAUUCAAGACAUCAGCUAUCAUGUCAAGCAAUCUGGACAUCAUAAAGUGCUUCGAAUUCGCGAAGGAACUCACAUUGCAAGCAGGCAAGAUACUCGAAUGUAAUUUCGAAAACCAAAAAGUAGUACAAAGCAAAGGAGAAUGGGAUUUUGUAACCGACUCUGAUUACAGAAUUGAGAAAAUAUUUAUUGAUGGCCUGUCCAAGCGGUUUCCUGAUCACAAAAUUAUCGCAGAAGAAACGACAUCUAUGGAGAAAAUGCCAGAAUUGACGGACGCACCGACAUGGUUCCUCGAUCCAAUCGAUGGAACCGUUAAUUUCAUACAUUCGUUUCCUCAUGUCUGCAUAUCCUUAGCUUUAACGGUCUGCAAAGAGCUUGUCCUAGGCAUCAUUUACAAUCCAUUGAACUCAGAGUUAUAUAGCGCAAUAAAGGGUCAAGGCGCUUUCUUAAAUGAAAAGCCGAUUCGCACCUCUAAAGUCACUGAGUUGAAAAAAGCAUUGCAAAUGAACGAUCCGUCAAUUAUGAAACUAAUAAAAAGGAAUAGAGAUAUAUAUGCGGCCAGGAUAGAUGCCUUGAUCGAGAUAACGCAGGUAACCAGAAACAUCGGGUCAGCCGCACUGAUCUUGGCGUACGUAGCGCGAGGUGCGGUGGAUUGCUUCCACUUUGAUGGCCUUCAACCUUGGGAUGUGGCGGCAGGAACGCUGAUCAUACGCGAAGCAGGUGGAGUUGUCAUAGACACAAAAGGUGGUACUUAUGAUAUUAUGAAUCCGCAUACUAUUGCAGCAGCAAAUGAAACUCUAGCUCGAGAGAUGUCUAAAGUAAUCAUCGAAACUGAUUUAAAAACGCAAAGAAAAAGAUUGAAGAGAACCUGACGCAAGGCAAAAAGUGACUCACGCGCUUGAAUCAAGAGCUGAGUAUAAAGCAGGAGAAGGCGUGUUCUAGCUGCGAACAUGUAUUUAUCACGUAAUACGAGAAAAUUACCUAUAAAAAUUAGUCUAAGAAAAGUUUCCGUUAAAAAGAAACCGUUGACGCACUUAGAAGUGUCGUGCGAAACCAAUAUGAGUUAAUUGUUGUGCCAUCGCAAUGCUGUGAAAUGAAAAUUAGCAUAAUUUUUCUCAGUUUUCCUUUCGAUCAAUUUUAUCAUCACCAUUAUGAAAUAAAAUUAUUAUAAAGCGCAGUUUAGUAUCGAACUCAUUAUAAAUCUUUGCAUUCAUCGUACUAACAUAAUGCGAAGUUAUAUUGAUGAUACGAUGUACAGUUUAUAAGAAUAAUUUAUUUCCCGGAAACACAUACAGUAAGACUAUGUUUAAUAUUAUUGAUAUUACUUUUCGUGAGUAUUAAAAAUUGAAAAUAUUAUAAAGUUUAAAAUCAAAAUUUUGCACAGUUUCUAAUAUUUCGUGUACACGAUAAUGUCAGUAUCAUACAUUAAUAUUUAUACUGAUAUGAUAUGACAAAUGUGAUAUUAGAUUAAAAAAAGAUUGCUUUCAUUUGUUCUGUCACGAAACAUUACGUAAUAAGAGUGCAUAAACAGAAUUAUUUAUUCAAAAGCUAGAUAAAGAAACAUAAACCGUAGGCACAAUUGUAAAUGAUUGAGUGUGUUAUACAAGAUUUUCUAACACACUUAUUUCUUAACAAAAUAAUUUAUAAUUUAUAAAUUUAAUUAUAUACUUGCAGAUAUAAUUUGCGGUAAAUACAGGUUUUUAUAAUUACCACAUACUCGCCAAAAUUUAAAUUAUUCUUCCAUUUAGUAAAAAACUUUUUAAAAUAAUUUUCUAGCAUAUUUGACAAGAUUUUUGAUUAGCAAAUUAACGACAUAAUAAUUUGAUUUUUAAAUGAAUCGAUUGAUUAAUCUAAUUAUAUUAAUUGUUCUGUUAUAUAAUGUUGAAUUAAAAAUCGAAACAAUUUGACAAGUUUUUUUGUAACGGCAUGCCGAUAUUAAGAGAUAAGAUAACACAAUUAAUUUUUGAUAUUCUGAAAAAAAAACUGCAAUAAUUCUUUUAUUGUGUACAAUAAAUAUUUAUGGUUGCUGUCCAUUUAUUAUAAAUUGCUUCACCAGUUUCUUUUAUUGCAACAUUCUCAACAUGUACACUAUAUAUUAAAUUUUCGAUGUAUAAUAUGUGUAUAUAUACAUUUGUAUAGUUAAUUUUUCAAACAUAUCACAUUCACUAACAAUCUUGCCUCGCAUCUUAUCA
Messenger RNA from Monomorium pharaonis (pharaoh ant), 2789 nucleotides. Its product is annotated as inositol-phosphate phosphatase. The record is from RefSeq and is a predicted model, not a curated record. The transcript has 7 exons. Gene Ontology annotation, molecular function: inositol monophosphate 1-phosphatase activity. NCBI's taxonomy places the organism in Eukaryota, Metazoa, Arthropoda, Insecta, Hymenoptera, Formicidae. The coding region runs from base 621 to 1469 and encodes 282 amino acids. Gene Ontology annotation, biological process: signal transduction; inositol metabolic process; phosphatidylinositol phosphate biosynthetic process.